Molecule: messenger RNA, 1110 nt
Organism: Penicillium samsonianum
Lineage: Eukaryota; Fungi; Ascomycota; Eurotiomycetes; Eurotiales; Aspergillaceae
Product: TauD/TfdA dioxygenase family protein
Exons: 10
Coding region: 1-1110 (369 amino acids)
Cellular component (GO): cytoplasm
Molecular function (GO): 2-oxoglutarate-dependent dioxygenase activity
Source: RefSeq, a predicted model, not a curated record
AUGUCGCCAGCACUCGAUACCCAGAACUACCCCGAGGAUAUAGAUAUCAAAGCCAAGGGCACCGAUACCCCGCAGCCCAGUCUUCUCCGGGAACCACUCAAGUCAUCAGGAAGCUUAAAGGAGUAUGAGAACUUCAAUGCGACACCCAUCAUUGGCACUGAAUUCCCCUAUGUGCAGCUGACUGAGAUUCUGAAAGACGAGACGAAAAUCCGGGAUCUGGCAAUUCUCGUCUCCCAACGAGGAGUCGUUUUAUUCCGCGAUCAGAAUAUCUCUUCCGAGGAGCAAAAGGUUCUCGGUCAGAAGUUGGGCGAGUUGAGUGGGAAGCCAAGUACAUCAAAGCUACACCGCCACGCCGUUGCAAAUAGUAAGAGAGGGAUCGCUGUCGAUGAGAAUGGUCAUCUAGACGAUGAGAUUUCCGUCAUUUCGUCCGAGGUCAACCGCAAACUAUACGGCGACAGAUACAAGCCAUAUAACGGCCGUCUCGCAAGCCAAGGAUGGCACGCAGAUAUAACAUUCGAACGCGUCCCAUCCGACUACGCUCUGUUGAAGAUAACAGAUGUCCCCGAAGACCAAUCCGGCGGGGAUACCCUCUGGGCCUCGGGGUAUGAACUGUACGAUAGACUAUCGCCGAGUAUCCAGAAGUUAGCAGAGGAGUUGAAGGUCGUGCAUUACCAACCUGCAUUCAACAACAUCGCCAAAGAACACGGGAUAGACCUAAUCGAGGGCGAUAGAGGCGCACCGGAGAAUACAGGGUUUGAUUUCAAGGCGACGCAUCCCCUCAUCCGAACAAACCCCGUAACAGGGUGGAAGAGUCUCUUCGGCGCGGGACAGCAGGUCGAGCAUGGCUGGAUUGAAGGUGUGACACAGCUCGAAAGUGAGAUUUUGAAGAAACUGUUCAACCAGCUUCUCAUCGAAAAUCAUGAUUUGCAGGUUCGGUUUAGAUGGGGACGGAAUGAUCUUGCUAUUUGGGAUAAUCGGUCGGUUUAUCACACUGCUACCAAUGACUACGGCGGGAAGCGUCAAGGUAAUCGGGUCGUUUCACUUGGGGAGAUCCCGUAUUUCGAUCCGCUGUCUAAGUCGCGGAGACAAGCGCUUGCUGAAGGGGUUUGA